This is a messenger RNA of Nomia melanderi (Alkali bee), 1986 nucleotides long. Its product is annotated as carboxylic ester hydrolase-like. NCBI's taxonomy places the organism in Eukaryota, Metazoa, Arthropoda, Insecta, Hymenoptera, Halictidae. The record is from RefSeq and is a predicted model, not a curated record.
CAACAAAUUGUUAACCAGGUUUCCAGUAUAAAACCGUUACAGAUCGGCGAACUUUCGCCAUACGCGCACCUGAUUUACUUGUUUCAUCCCGAUGGACCGUCAAGCGGGGAUUGCUCUGUUGCUGCUCUUAUCACUGACGCAAUGUUUAACGGAAGACUUUCCUCGCACUAAAGUGGUGUACACCAACAGCGGACCUGUGAGAGGUAUCAUUAAGAAAACAGUAUGGAACUCGGUUGAAUAUUCAGCGUUCCUGGGGAUCCCCUACGCGCUGCCACCUGUUAAGGAUCUGAGAUUCAAGCCUCCAGUUCCAGCGCAACCAUGGGACGAGGUGUUCGAUGCCGUCCAAGAGGGCAGCGUCUGUCCACAGAUAGAUUUCUUUCAUCCCACUUACAUGGGCGUCGAGGAUUGCUUGUACCUGAACGUGUACACCACCGGGUACGGAAGUAGAACGAAGCUGAAACCAGUGAUGGUGUGGAUCUAUGGCGGAGCGUACUCGUCUGGAUAUGGUAACUCGUCCUUGUACGGUCCAGAUUUCUUCCUGGAAGAAGGCGUUGUCUUCGUCAGCUUCAAUUAUCGCGUGGGAGUUCUUGGAUUCCUUUCGCUGGAUCAUCCCGAUGCAUUGGGCAACGCUGGCUUGAAGGACCAAAAUCUGGUUCUGCAGUGGGUGCGGGACAACAUCGCUGCGUUCGGUGGUAAUCCCUACCAAGUGACCAUUUUUGGCGAAAGUGCGGGCGGUGGUUCUGUAGGAUUUCACAUCUUGUCGGAGAAAUCGAAAGGACUCUUCCAUCGAUCGAUCAGCAUGAGCGGAACUCCAUUGUGCCAAUGGGCGUAUCACACGCCUGACAAAGCUCGUGAAAACGCUUACUAUCUCGCUACUCUUCUUGGUCACCCGGCAUUCACGAAGCAGGGUCUGUUGGACUAUCUUCGUACAGUUCCUGCAGAAGAUCUCGUCAAAGUCACGGAGAAAGUUGACGCGAACGUACUGCCGUUUCGCCCAACAGUAGAAGAUCCCGACGCCGCGACCGAUGGCAGUGCAUUUUUGACCGAAUGCCCCAUAUCUAAAUACAAUUCCGGUGAUUUCACUAGGCACCCAAUGAUGUUAGGCCACACUCGCGACGAAGCACUGUUUUUCCUGAACGAUUUCGCUGGUGACCCAUCGAAACGAGUACAGUCGCUUUCAAAGUGGAUCCGCCAAGUGACGUACAUCAGAGGAUUCGCAGACUCGUCGAUCGCCCAUCUACUGUCAUUGAAUUUGGAGACCGUUUCACCUUCGCAGACCAAACGAAUAUUGGCCGUCUUAACCGACACGUUUUUCACAGCGCCCAUUGAUCUGACACAGAAAUUAUUGUCGAAGUGGAACGAUGAGUAUCCUAUUUAUUAUUACCGGUUGUCGUACGAGUCGAAGUACAGCGUUCAUUCGUUGGUGGGUGAAACGGUGGCAGGAACCAGUCACGUGGAUGACAUUGGGAACAUAUUCAACGUGGCGGAGCUGAACGCACCGACAAAUCCGAAUCAUCCAUUCAACGUGUUCAGGCAGAAGAUGGUCAAACUGUGGGCGAACUUCGCUAAAUAUGGAAAUCCAACGCCGCGAGCUUCAAGGAAGGAAGUCGCGUUCGACGUGAAUUGGUUGGACAGCAGGGAAAGCGGCAUGGAGUUGGAAAUCAAUGAGGAGUCCAUCCUGAAGACGCGUUUGGUCAGCAGCGUGACUAACGCUUACGAGCAAUUUCUAAUGGCCAUGCUUCCAUUCGAGUCCGGCUGCAAAUAUUCGUUCCAUUUCCCUGGACUCCCAAGUAUCCCUGGGUUCCUGCACUUCGGGAAGAAAUAAUAUGUUGCGUACAAGUAAUUUGUUAAUCGAUUCGCGAUAUUUUUAUAGUACAAUAUGUAUGUAUGUCGAUGAAACCCCGUCGCUUACCUAAAUUAACUAGGUUUACGGAACGCGUCGAUUUGACAUAGAUUGAAUUUUAUAAACAUUAUUUGGUAAACGAA